Messenger RNA from Aspergillus aculeatus ATCC 16872, 4082 nucleotides. RefSeq names its product putative sensor histidine kinase/response regulator. The transcript has 4 exons. Gene Ontology annotation, molecular function: phosphorelay sensor kinase activity; protein binding. Lineage: Eukaryota; Fungi; Ascomycota; Eurotiomycetes; Eurotiales; Aspergillaceae. The record is from RefSeq and is a predicted model, not a curated record. Gene Ontology annotation, biological process: phosphorelay signal transduction system; phosphorylation. Bases 116 to 3910 code for a protein of 1264 amino acids.
CCCCCCCCCACCCUUUCUUUUCUCUGCUCGUAUUCCGCAGCCCCGGAUGUAGCUUGGUGAACGUGGUUCGUCGUGUUUAUUCACUUCAUCCCCCGCAAUUUCAAUAUCCGCGCCCAUGUCCGAGUCCUUCGAGUCCGAAGCGGCGGUGAUCCACGAUCCCGCCAGCAUGGCGCAGGAGCGGGAGUUCUACAAGUACUGUCAAUUGCCUCAACGCCCAGGACUGCUGCAUCGCCCGCCCACUACCCCCUCCUCUGAGGAAGCCGAAGAAGAAUUGCCUCAAUCGUCCCAAGACACCACCCUAACCGCCCUCGCUCAACUUGGUGCCUUGCGACUCAACGCUCGGCGCUGCAUGAUUUCCCUCUUCGACCGUCAUACUCAGUACAUUCUCGCGGAAGCCACCCGUACCCUCAGCCUUCAGGAUGAUCGCGUCCACAAGGAUGGAGAUGCUCUUUGGCUAGGGAGCAGUGCCAUCCAGAAGUGUGAUGGUGUCUGCCACUAUGUCUGCGACUAUGAACAACUCAACGCCGGUGACGAGUCACUGAGCAAUGGAGGGGGCCCGUUUGCGCUAGUCAUUCCCGACAUGACUAAGGACGAUCGAACCAAGAACCGCGGUUACGUCGUGAACGCCCCAUUUCUCCGCUUCUACGCCGGCGUGCCCAUCCAUAGUCGUCGCGGCAUCGUGAUUGGCGCUUUUGCCGUCAGUGACGGGCAGACGCGACCGGGCCUCGACGAACUGGAACUACGUUUUAUGAAGGACACAGCCGCCGCAAUCAUGAACCAUUUGGAGAUGGUACGUUCUCAGCAACAGAACCUGCGCGGAGCCAACAUGAUUGCCGGUCUGGGGCGCUUUCUCGAAGGGGGACUGUCCUUGCCCCUCGGGCUGCGUAGCAAGAGUACCGACAACCGGGACCUUGCAGACAAACAGUUACACUUGCGCUGGAACCAUGCUACACGGACGCCGGGGUUUUCGUCGCCUCGGGACCCUCGUGAGCGCCGGGAUUCGCGGGAAUCGAAGGAGCAGAAGGAAUUGAAAGAGCCGAGCGCGCCCAAGGAAGCGUCGUCGCCUUCAGGGUACGAAGGAAGCCGCACUGCGGAUAAUGCAACAACCAAAAAGAGCCCCUUGACCAAGACACUAUCGACCGGCACCCGAGAAAUCCUCAAUCGUGCGGCGCACGCUCUACGCGAAUCCUUGGAUGUCGAGGGAGUGGUAUUUUUUGACGCCAGUGUGCGCUCGUAUGGCGGGCUUAUGCAGAGCGGAGAGGCCCGUCAUUCCGAUCUGGAGAUCAGUACUACUUCCGGCUCGGGCGAGUCUGGUAGCGACAGCGAACACUCCACCGUCGGUCAUUCGUCCACCGAGACGGACGAGGCGGCGCUUUGUGAGGUCCUCAGUCUCUCUACCGACCCGGAGGAUGCGAGCUUUCCGGUCGGGUCCUUCCACGAAAGCUAUCUGCGGUCGCUUCUGCACCAUCAUCCCCGCGGUGGGAUCUUCAAUAUCGACGAAAAUGGAUGGGUCUCGUCUAGCGAAGGCAGUGAUGGGGCGACAGGGAGUGCACUGACUCGGGAUAUUGUCUAUCGGCGUCGAGAGGCCACACAGGGCGGGAAGAGUGGCCUCCGAAGCAAGCGGCAAAAACUCACCUCCCGCGAUGAGUGUAAGGCUUUGCACAAGGUCUUUCCUCAAGCACGGAGUGUCAUUCUGUUCCCAGUCUGGGAUUCGCGUCGCAAUCGAUGGUUUUCAGGGUUGUUUGCGUGGACCACCUCUCCGCGAGCUUUCAGCUCCCGCGGCGAAUUGGCUUACCUGUAUGCCUUUACCAACAGCAUCAUGGCCGAGAUCCAUCGGUUGGAUAUCGAGCUCGCCAACAAGGCGAAUCGGACGCUGGUCAGCAGCAUCUCGCACGAACUGCGCAGUCCCUUGCACGGUAUUCUCGGCAGCACCGAGCUGCUGACCGAUUCCAGCAUGACGCCACCGCAGGUUGCUCUCGUGCAAACCAUCGAGAACUGCGGUCGCUCGUUGCUCGACAUCAUCAACAACAUGCUGGAUUUUGCGAAGAUCAACCAGUUCACCCGCAAGUCCCGAUCUGGGCGUUUGAAGGCAGGACCGGCCUUGGCCCGACGACAUGCGAACUCCGGGCGAGCGCUGGCGACGAAGCGACCGAGCGAAGGCAUUGUCAACCUCAUCACCGAUGUUCAACUCGACUCGGUUCUCGAGGAGGUCAUGGACACGGUCUUUGCGGGUCACUGCUUUGCCACCACCACCGGGUUCCUGGCCCAAGGGGGUCCUGUACUGACCGAUCAAGACAAGGAUGGUGACUAUCUAAUGGGCAAUACCCCGCAGAAACCCCGGACAAACGAGCCUUUGACGGUCAUUUAUGAUGUGGAACCAGGAAUGACGUGGCUCUUCGAAACACAGGCAGGUGUAUGGAGACGGAUUUUGAUGAACAUCUUCGGCAACGCCUUGAAGUACACACGGUCCGGUCACAUUGUGGUCUCUCUGAAAUCUGCCAAUGCUGCUGGUACCAAGCCCAAGCGGAUACCAUUUACUGAUCCUUUCAAGCACGAGGUGGCUGGGAUCGUCCUCAGCGUGAAGGAUACCGGACAGGGCAUUGACAAAGAGUACCUCAAAAGCAACAUCUUCAAGCCGUUUUCCCAGGAGGAUCCCCUGUCUCCCGGAAGCGGCUUGGGACUGAGCAUUGUGUAUCAGGCGGUGCAGACCAUGGGAGGGAAAAUCGAUAUCAAUUCCACUCGGGGAAUGGGUACGGAAGUAACGGUGAGUGUCGAUCUGCUUCGGAGCCCGAGCCCGGCUCCCAGUAGUGAUCGAGAGGCGCGCACAAUUCAUAAAGCGCAGCAGUUCUCUCGGGGGAAGUCGAUUGGGCUACUUGGGUUCAAUGGGCCCGAGAGGGCGAAGGACGAGGGGCUUGCACUGUUGCGGACCUCGCUCAGUAGCAUUUGUCAAGACCACCUUGGCAUGCAAGUCGGCAUGGUCUCGUGGGAUUCGAGUGAUGCGCCGCUCUACGACGUCUACCUGGUGCAGCAUUCGGACUUCGGUCGCGUCGAUAGCACCUGGGCCAGUAUGGCGGGCAAGGCCUUGACCAUCGGGCAGGAGCCCAAGGGCCGACCACCCGUAGUCGUCGUAUGUCCCACCCCACAGGAGGCUCAGAGGAUGGCCUCCACCGGUUACCGUAGCCCCUCGUCUGCCAUCUAUGAGUUUGUCAGCCAGCCGUGCGGACCGACCAAGAUCGCGACGGCGGUAAUGACCUGCAUUCAGCGGCGCGAGCAGCAGCAGACGCAGUCGGUGACGGCCAAAAUGGAUGCUACGCUAGAGGAGGAACCCGGUACGCAGCCAACCAAGUUCACAGCGGCCUAUCACGCCUCCACCACAGACGUACAGACUAAGACAUCGUCAGGUAUGGACAUUGCGCUGACCACCUCCACCACCAUGGUCUCGACGACCACAUCCAGCAAGGGGGAUUCAGUGACCAAGAUCUUAGCGAUCGAGACGACGAAACGAGCGCCUGCGGUCCUCCUUGUGGAUGACAAUGAGGUGAACCUGAAAUUGCUGGUUGCCUUCAUGAAGAAAGCGAAACUGUCGUAUUUCACGGCAACCAACGGCUUGGAAGCCCUGGAGGUAUUCAAGGCUAAUGCCGGACUGAUUCAGAUCAUUCUCAUGGAUAUUUCCAUGCCGGUCAUGGAUGGUCUCGAGUCUACACGGCAGAUACGUCUCUUCGAGAAAGCACAGGAAGAACUUAGCCCGACGAGCAUGCCGUCAGCCAAGCCCGCAGUGAUCAUUGCUCUGACCGGACUGGGCAGUGCUACCGUCCGCCACGAAGCCCUCACUCACGGGGUGGACCUCUUCUUGUCCAAGCCGGUUCGGUUCCAGGAGCUUAUCAAGCACAUCGGCGAACUCGUUCAUUGACCUUCUCAUCCCUGCCUUUCCUUCUCUUCUUCGACGCAAAAGUUUCCACAUACCCCUUUUUGUAUUGAUGCGACGAUUUCUGGGUGAUGUAUAUAUACGUGUGAUGAGCAUUAUAUGGAAGGCGCAUAAGAGACUUCCUGUGAUAAUAGAUAUAUACCAAUAUAUGUCAUAU